AUGCCUCCGCGCCGCCGCUCCGCCUCCGGCUACCACGGCGUUCGGGCGUGGCCGAGCGGCCGCUUCGACGAGGAAAUCCGCUCUGGCGACGAGCGGAUCCGCCUCGACACGUUCGAUACGACGCACGAGGCGGCGCGGGCGUACGAUGCCAUCGCCUGGCGCGUCGGCCGCUCCCGCAUGACCAUGAACUUUCAUGACGUCUGGACGCGGGAGCAGCUGGCGCCCCCAUCGCCGGUUAUCAUGCGCGAGCAGAAGCGCCGCCGUCGGGAGCUGGAGCAGCGCCUAAUUAUCGUCGAGCGCGACGAGGCCCUCCGCCUCGAGUGGGCGCGGCAAUUCCCUGAAGAUGUCGCCGCCACGGAAGCCUUCUACGCGCAGAAGGAGGAGGAGAAGGCGAAGAAGAAGGCGAGCCGCGACAAGCACCGUGCGGAGUCUGCGCCGGACCGACAAAAUUGA
Lolium perenne is the source of this 453-nucleotide messenger RNA. RefSeq lists its product as uncharacterized. Gene Ontology annotation, molecular function: DNA binding; DNA-binding transcription factor activity. The record is from RefSeq and is a predicted model, not a curated record. Lineage: Eukaryota; Viridiplantae; Streptophyta; Magnoliopsida; Poales; Poaceae. Gene Ontology annotation, biological process: regulation of DNA-templated transcription.